CUGUCCCAGGCUGUCUCAGUCUGUCCCGGGCUGUCCCAGUCCGUCCCGGGCUGUCCCGGGCUGUCCCCGCGGCCGCGGCCCCGCGCAGGCGCCGGCGGGCGCCGCCCCUUCCCGGUAGUUGGCGGCGGGGAGCGGCGAUGCUGCUGGUGCUGUCGGCGGAGCACCGCGCUCACCUGGGCUGUCUGCCGCGGGCCGGCGGCGCAGCCGUCGGCGAGCUGGGGCGCCUGGCGCUGGAGCAGCUGCGGCGGGGAGCGGCACCGCGGGCCUGCGAGUCCGCCGCCAGAAAGCUGAACAUUGGCGUUGACAUCAUUCAGCACGGGGUAGAAGGACUAAUGUAUCUUCUUACUGAGAGUUCCAAGCUUAUGAUUUCUGAGGUUGACUUCCAAGAUUCCAUUCAUGUUUUGGGAUUCUCAGAUGAAUUGAACAAAUCCUUGCUCCAGCUGUACCUUGACAACAGGAAAGAGAUCAGGAGCAUUCUUGGAGAGCUGGCACCAAGGCUUCCAAGCUACCACAGUCUGGAGUGGAGACUGGAUGUGCAGCUUGCAAGCAGAAGUUUGAGACAACAGAUCAAGCCUGCUGUGACUAUGAAGCUACAUCUUAAUCAAAAUGAAGAUCAAACUGCCCAGGUGUUGCAAACUGACCCUGCUACCCUGCUCCACCUUAUCCAGCAGCUGGAGCAGGCGCUGGGGGAGAUGAAGAUGAACCACUGCAGAAGAAUAGUGCGCAACAUGAAAUAGCCUUGGUUCCCCUCUGCUCUCUUACUAAGCAGUUUGUAAAACAACUCAAAACACUGCUCACAAAUACAUUUGGAGGAAAAAUAAACAUCUGGAUCAGAUGAACUGUGUUCCUGUGCCAGGAUCUUGAGCCAGUAUAUACUGGCCAAAUAUCCCUGGCUGCCAGCUUUGCACAUACAUGCGGUGACCUUUUCCACACAAUCUUCUUCAUAUAUAGUACAUGGUAAUUAAAUGUGAUCAAAUAUUACUA
This is a messenger RNA of Motacilla alba alba, 984 nucleotides long. It is a transcript of the gene COMMD2, whose product is annotated as COMM domain containing 2. Bases 138 to 737 code for a protein of 199 amino acids. The transcript is spliced from 5 exons. Lineage: Eukaryota; Metazoa; Chordata; Aves; Passeriformes; Motacillidae. The record is from RefSeq and is a predicted model, not a curated record.